GCUGCUGAUGCUGCUACUGUACUUGUCCGUCGAAUACGAAUGGCGCCACCGCCCUCAACGCCACGCGAGCCAGCUGAGUGGUCACCGGGAAGCGGUGCUUGAAGGCGCCACCCCCACACACAGCCGCCUCAGUGGUCUCGACACGCACAUCCACUGCACACAAGGGGAAGAAGACCACGCGACAUUGACGAGCAGAGCUCCCUCUCUGUCUCCCUUACCGUCGUUGUUUCCUGCUCCGCUGAUGGAAAUCGAUGCGACGAAGGGGUGGCUGCUGUUGGUGAGCACCAGCCACCACUCAUCACCGUCCAGCCCCAUUGUGGUCGUGCAUCCGGCCAUCGGUGUGUGAGGCGACUCGGUCAGCAGGCCAUUUAGACGGCCGCCACCAACAUACCUGAACCAACCACAGCCAUACACAGUCAACGGCGCACCUGGUAUCUUUAGUGCCAUUGAUGUCUUGUCACCUGUUGAGUCUUAUCGAUGUGCGGUUGGUCUGGUGAGUCUCGCUGAAGUGGUCGAAGAUCAUGAACUUGGCAGACGACGACAGUGACGCAUCGGUGAACAGGCCACCGUCCGACACCCAUCCGCCGCCGUCCUCGGUCGAGUAGAUGAUGCCGCUGUUGGUCGCCGGUGGGUCGUAUGGCUGUCGGUGCUGCCGAUACAGGUGGCCGGCAGGGAGGGCCGGGUCGACCUCCAGCUCGAAGCCGGGCUGGUCCUUGAUGGCCCGCAUUCCACCGUUGCCGUGUUGGAACAGCUGCAGGCAGCUGCCGUCACUGAACUGGAAGUGGCGGCCGACCAUCCUGAGCUGCGCCAACACACGGGGAGCCGAGACAUACGCCUACACACACGACCACACACACACAGAGAAUGAGGCCCUCUCCCUCCCCUCCCCGCCCCUCUGUUUGCUGGCUCACCGUUAUGUUUGCGUGUGUGUUGAUGUCAGCCCCACUCAGGGUCACAGGCAGGUCAAAGUUGCCGCACUGCCCCGCCAGCUCAAUCACCUCGGCCAUCUCGCCCCAGGCCCCCUCCUCCACCACACACACAGCCGCCAGCACAUCAUGUGUGCCGAACUUGUCGUCGUCGAACCGCAGCAGCUGCACUUGCUGCCCAUUCACCGCCCGCCGCAGCCCCGCCUGUGAGUCCAGCGAGUGGCGGAGCCGAUCUCUUAGCUGGGCCGCUCCGAAGAGCUCUCUGAGCCAGGUGCAGGUGGCCCUCAGCCGCAGGAUGUCCUUGAUGCUGCUGAAGAGGUAGAAGGUGCGGCAGCCGACGAAGAUAUACGAGAAGGGGUGCUGCCGCUGCGGUGGCUGCAUCUGGGUAGCUACGAUGUGCUCGACGAGAGGCUGCACAGAGGGACAGAGCCGACAGGGGAUCGUGUGCAUCAAGCAUGCUGCUCAUUGAUCUGUGUGCUCACCUCGUUCGAUGCUCAGAUGGACAGAUCAGCAGGCAGAGAACGGAAAAAAGCACCACCACCACCACCACCACCUCCAGCACCACUGGCAGAUGAGGAGGCCGCCAUCACUCCUCAACGACAAGCCUGCAGCGAUGGGCCGACAAGUACAGAGAGAGAGAAAUGCCAACAGAAAAGGACGGCGAGCGCAUUGAGGCCAAUGGAUUAGUGAGCGCAUCAGUGAGUCCGUCAGUGAGUGGUCGGCCUCCCUCACCUCUGUUUGGCUGUCAGCUCAAUGGCCCGCUUCCACCGGGAGGAUGAUUCGAGUGAUUCCCUUCGGCCGCUUUCUCGGCCGAGUGCGUCACUCUCGCAACGCCCAGCUAUCCGACAAGGCACAAACGCCACAGCGCACCUCUCAC
This is a messenger RNA of Vitrella brassicaformis, 1803 nucleotides long. The record is from the annotation of a GenBank genome assembly. Lineage: Eukaryota; Vitrellaceae.